CAUUGGAGUUGUUGUAGAAGAGGAUAUCUUUAAAAGGAAAUAUGAGGAAUACAUAUCUUGAAACCACUCUAUGUUUAUUUUACUUGUUUGGUGCAUUGGUUUAUCAUGAACUUGUGAAACCAAACAGAUGUUUUUCGUGAUUUGGCUGUGAAGUCUACAAAUUGUGUUUUUUAAAAUGUUGUGGAUUCAUUCACAAGGAGGAAAAUACAGAGAUAUUAUUUGUGUAUAUUAGGUAUACAAAAUUAACAAUAAAUACAUGACAGAAAGAAAACAAAUUUUAAAGCUACUUGUAAAAUGUUAUCCGUUGCCCUAUGUGAAAUCUCUGAAACUACAGAAAGUGAAUUUUAUUUUGCUGUUGGAGGACUAAAAAUUGGAGACUUAAUUUGUUAGAAUUUAUAGAAACGAUGGGUUAAUGAUUGCUCAUGUUUGCUUAUGAAACAUAGUUGAGGAUUUGACAGGAUGUACCCUCAUUUAUUUGUUGGUAAUUCUAGACAUAUUUUUUUGCGAUGUCAUUGUAAAGAACUAUCAAUUAGACUUGUCCUGAUGUGACGAAAAUAAAAAUUGUUUAAUGACAGAUAAUUCAUGAAUAAUAAAAAGUGCUGCUUUUUCUUGCCCUAAAGAUUCAGAGAUGGAGUUCAUGGUGUGUUGUGAUUGGUGGAUUAAAUUAUAGUUUUAACCAAUCAUAUUGUUUAUCUGUGAUAUUUGACAAAAUGGCUGGUGUAUCUAAGCCAAUGGAAUUAAAGCCAUACAAAGACCGACCUCGGAUUUAUAUGUCGAGUCGGACUCAUAAGGUUGUUGUUCUGUUUCCGAACGGAGAACUUGUUGAAGUUGCCAACCCACCUGAGAAGUCAAAAGAUGACAGUAGCGUAGCUUCUAGAAAUGGACAACUGUCAAGAACUGGAUCUCUCACUGUGUUACGGAGAUCAAAUUCUCGUAAAACAGGAAGUUCAAGUAGUCGUGCCUCUAGUAUAAGUAUGGAUAGUGCUGACAGUUACGCUAGUGUUGACCUGAGUACUGAUAAACUUCCACCCGUAGAUUCCCCGGAAGCUUCACAUAUUUGCUCUUUACGGUUACGGCAUCUUAUACGGCGAUUAGAAAAAGAUGAGGUAUCGAAGGAAGAUUUAAAGAAAAAUUUAGAAUAUGCUUCCUCUGUGUUAGAAACUAUUUAUAUUGAUGAAACAAGAUUAAACCAGCAUAGCGGCAACAAUAAGAGAAAAGUGAAAUGCAAAAAGGAUGGCACAAAAGAAAGACGGUUAUGUGAUGAAGAUGAUGAACUCAGUGAAGUUGAACCUGAUGCUGUUCCGAGUGAAGUUAGGGAUUGGUUAGCAUUGACCUUCACAAGGUCUAUGAGUAAUUUAAAACGGAAAGGAGAAGAAAAGCCAAGGUUUCGUAGUGUGGCACAUGCAAUUAGAGCGGGUAUUAUGGUGGACAGAAUUUAUAGACGAAUGUCCAGUUCUCUUGGGAUGCAUGUUCCUCCUCAUAUACUGAUAUUAUUAAAGAGUUUAGAUGACUGGUCAUUUAAUGUGUUCACUGUAAAUGAUGCGUCAGAUGGACAUGCCUUGAAAUUUGUUGGCUAUGAACUUCUUCAGAAAUAUGAUCUUAUAACAAAGUUUAAAAUUAGUUCAACUGUUUUGGAUAGUUUCUUAGUGACUUUAGAACAAGGAUAUAGUAAAUAUAAGAAUCCUUAUCAUAACGCAUUACAUGGGGCAGACGUAGCACAAACUGUUCAUCAUUUACUGUCACAGAGUAAAUUAGCUCAAUGGUUGACAGAUUUAGAAGUGUUUGCCACAAUAAUAGCAGCGUUAAUACACGAUUAUGAACAUACUGGUACAACUAAUAACUUCCAUGUAAAUACAGGAUCCGAUGUAGCAUUAUUGUAUAAUGACCGAGCUGUGUUAGAAAAUCAUCAUAUUAGUGCUGCCUUCCGUCUUAUGAAGGAUGAAGAUUUAAAUGUCGCUCAUAAUCUCAGCAAAGAAGAAUAUAGAGAGUUCAGAACGUUAGUUAUAGACAUGGUACUAGCCACAGACAUGUCUUUCCACUUUCAGCAAAUAAAGAAUAUGAAAAAUCUUCUUAGUAUGCCUGAAAAUAUUGAGAAGUCUAAAGCCUUGUCUUUGGUUUUACACUGUGCUGAUAUCAGCCAUCCGGCUAAAGACUGGGAUCUUCACAAAAAGUGGACAGAUUUCUUGUUAGAAGAAUUCUUCCUUCAGGGUGAUAGAGAACAGGAACUAGGAUUACCCUUUUCACCUUUAUGUGAUAGAAAAAAUACCCUAGUAGCUCAAUCUCAAAUUGGUUUUAUUGAUUUUAUUGUUGAUCCAAGUUUACAAGUUCUGGGAGACAUGUUAGAGAAGGUAUUAAACCCCCAUAAUCAACCAUCUAACAGCGUAGAUCAGUCUAUAAGUGAAGAAGUAUUUGAACGAGAAAAGAAGACAUCAGUUCAGAGUAAUAGAUCGUCUUCUAGAUCCUCGUUAUCUUCACUAUCUGGUCGGUUUGAGUUACGGAGACCCUGGGUCAAAUGUUUGAUUGAAAAUAAAGAAAAGUGGAAAGAGAAAAGUUUAACAGAUGGUGAACAGAGAGCUGCAAUUUCGACAGAGAAAGGGACUCCCUCUGAUGGUGAUGAGAGCAGACGGGAAUCGUCGUCUUCAACCGCCACCCCGGUUUGUGAUAAACCAGAGGCAGGUAACUGCCAAACUGUGCCAAAUAGCAUUAAGACUGAGUCCGUAGCCAGUAUGCAAAUUAAGAAGGUUACAAAUUGUGAGGUAACUUCAACGUCGCCGUCGUCGCCACCGGUUGUUCCUUUAAAACCCAAAUUUAUGAAGAAAUAAAGAAAUCGUUAAAUUAUUGAAUUUAUGGGCGAAUGUGUUAUGAAUGCAAGUGAAAUCUUGUGUUGUACUAUGGCGAGACAUGUGAAUACUAUACCAUGUAUUGUGACCGAACAUGUGACACACCACGUGAAAAACCAUGUGACCUAUAACAUGUGAUGAGUGUAAAUAUAAUAAUAGAAUGGUUCAUUUGCAAAUCUCCACAUGCAGCUGUUUAUAAUUAAUCCCAGAAUAAUUUUGUGGAAUUUUAUUUUCCAGAUUUACCGAUUUACCUUUUAAUUUGUCAUUCUUUGUCUGCUUAAAAUGUGGACAGACAGACAUCUUGGGUUUUUUUCUAUGUGUUGUCAUUAAGUUAAAUUCUUGCUCCCUUGUUAUAUAUUAUGAAUGCUUCUUUUUCAAACUCUUGUAAUAGUGUUUAAUCUUACUUGUAAGGAUACUGAAUCUGAAGAGGUACAGUACAUGCAUGUAUGUAUAUGUAAGUGCUCCAUCUCAUAAAUUUGAAGCCAAAUUGACUAUGUCUAUGCACUAUAUAUUAUGGACACAAAUCGCCGGAAAAUAAAGGCUGCAUAUCAGCGGAAUUGAUAGCAAUUUCACUAAAGUUGACAGCUUACCUGCUUGCUAGUAGAUUAAAGGCCCAUCGGAACAAAAUUUAUAUUGGUGGGAGUGGACUGGCAGAUGCUGCCAGAGUAAGUCAAAAUUUUAAAGUGAAGAAAAAAUAUUUGCAGAUAAUUGAGGGUGUCUGAACUCUGAAGCCCCACCUGUUACCAAUGAGCCUGAUUAAAAAAAACCUAACUUUAAAUCUUUGUUAGCUUUGAGUAACAUAGUAUAAAUUAGGUGUUCAAAGAUCAUGUCAUUUGAGUUACCUCCCUUCAAGCAGAUACUAUGAAGAUGACUCUCAUCAACAUUAGUUUUGAUGCAUGCAUUAAACCUUUAGCACUUAGACCACCCCAAACCAGCCUUACUAGGGCUCCUUUAAUAGACCGACCAAAAACGCCUGUCACGUACACAACUGUAGUGCCUGCCCCAAUGAGUAAAUGGUCCUAUUAUACAGAAAGCUAUUUACGUAUCACGAACGGUUUCAGGUGGUCGAUGGAACAGCAGUUUUAGUUUAUGAAGGGAUGUAGCUUACUGGUAUUAAUAUAUCACUUUUCUUUAAUUUUCGUGCUAGGGUUAGUUUGUCACAUGACUUCUGAAUUUGAUAAAUGUCUUCUAUAUGAAAGACUCUAAUUACUGAUGUCUUACAGUAAGAUGUAAUAAAAUCUUUUAAAACAGGAUUUUAAUUGAAGAAUUCUUCCCUUCCAGUUUAGAAGAACCAGUGAUAAACUGUAGUGAUAGAUAAAGAGAUAAAACAUGACAAUUACAAAUGUGAAAAAAUCCAUCUGCAGGUUUUUUUUUCAUUACCUCCGACUAAAUAAAUAUACCGGUAUUAAUUAACUAAUUAGUGAUGUCACCUUAUUGCAAAUUUGUAUUUAAAAUUGUGAUAUAUUUAAUUGUGUUAUUUAAGAAUGCCUUCUCUCUUCGUUUGUACAUGUGUUUGUGUUUAAGGGGGAGAGAAGACAGAAUGAUGAAGACGUGUCGUAAUUUGGCAUUCAUGUCCUUUGUUUUGAGAUUUUCUUUUUUUGAAAUAUUAUGCUUCACUAUUAUUAAUGUCCUCUGAAAUUGGUAAUAUAAAAUAAUGAUCUAAAAAUCUUAACAAAGAAUACUGGUAUAUAUUGCAUUAUAUAUUAAACCAGAGAUACUUCAUUGCUACUGGAACUUAUUUUAAAUUGAAACCUGCUUUACUGUGUAUGUUACUCAAGAUGUAUUAAAUUUAUUGUAUAAACAAGUAUUAGAAAUAAAACCUCAUGUGUUGAUCUAUGUUUGAACAAAAUUAUCAGUAAGUGAUAAAUUUGAAAAGGGGCAUAUUUCUUAGAUUACAAAACUUUACUAUUCUGAUAAUAUCUGUAAAUCUGGACCAUUAAUUGUUUGUUUAAUACUUUUUACUUAUUUUGCUCAAUUUUUACUUUUUCUGUACUUACAGACGAUCACCUUCCUUUUUUUUUUAUCUUAGCCCAUAUUUAACCACAUGUAAGUUGUGUAAAAGUUGUAGGCAAAAAAAUAACUUUUUAAAUUAUUUACCAAUCAUGAUUUUACCACAUACAUGUACAAGUUUCCUAAAAAAUUUAAGCAAAAUAAUUAUCUGCUAAAAUUCACUUUUUAUCGGCAUAUUUUUAUUAUUAUAUUUUUUUAAAAAUUUGUUAAGUUGCUUUGGUAUUUUUAAUAAAAAAUCUUUUCUUUUUCAUAUAUGUACUAAUAAUGCACUGCAUUAAUGUUCCUUUAUGGAAAAAAAAGAAACAUGCAUAAUGAUUUGGUCAAAAAAUUUGAAUUAAAAAGAUAGCCUCAUUGCAGAAAUGAUUUUUUUCUAUAAAUUAUGACAUUUGUCUGAUAGUAAUAGUUAUAAUAAGUAAAUUUUUAAGUUAAAAUAUUUAACACAGUUUCUCUUUGAAGUAAUUAUCUAGUAUGUCUUUUACUAGCAAAUCUUUUAUAAGGAUGGGAUUGUUAAAUUUUAGUAUCAUAUAAUGCACAUUAUGUGUAGGCUAAAAAUUGCAUCCAAAAUGGCCAGCAUUCAUUUCUUUUUAAGUUUUUAUUUUUUUAUUUUAUGCAUUAAUAAUGUAAUAAUAUAGAAUUAGCAUCACAUGUGAUAUGAAUAAAUAUGUGAAUACUUUAUUAUAAAAAUAGAAUUAUACUAUAUGUUCACAAAUAGAUUCAAUGGUUUAAAAUCUUAAUUAUGUAGGUACUUUUAUCACCAUUAGUAUUACAUUGAGAGAGUUUUAGUAUUAAUUGUGAAUAAAAUACACUAUAUUUAAGAAAAAAAAAAUAAUUAAUGAUAUUUCUAGUAUUAUUUUGUUAAGAUGUAAUGAUUAAAUAAUUUAUUCCUUGUUAAUUAUUUAAUUAUUUAUGAAUUUAAAAAAGCAUUAAUUAAUUUAUGUGUACAAUUAUAGUGAGUGGCUUGGUAAACUUGCUUAAUUAAAUGCAAGGCCCAUCUGUGGGUCUAAUACAGCCAUUACAUUAAAAUAAAAACUCUUAAACUGUUGGCAACACUUGGUAAGGCCUAAUUCUUUGAAAUUUUUACCAUUUAGAGGCAGACAGAUGAUCUCAAGAAAAGAUGCUGCAACAUGUGCAUUGCUUACUUAAAUGUCUAAUUACAAAGAGUAAGAGUAAUUAAUUGAGAAUAUCAAUUAAGAAUUAUUAUCACUGUUAAUUACAAGUUUAUUGAUUAAAUCAAACUGUGAAUACAAAGAAGAAUAUUUAUUCAAGUAUUUUUUUUUGUUAAUUUAGCGUCAAAAAGCGAUUGUUAACCUAUCCAUAUGUAUAUAGUUUAUUAUUAUUACUAUUAUUAUAUUCCCAUUAUCAUCAUUUUUAUUAUAUAAAUAUUAUUAAUAUUAUAUUGUACAGACAUACAGACCAAUACAUGAGCUACUAUAUACAUACAAUACAUGUGUAGUGUGAUCUUAUAAAUUACCGGUAGUAUGGCUGUUAAAAAUGGUAGCACUCAUUUAAAAAUAACUUUGCUAAUGAAAGAGAAAACCAUGACAAUUGGACAAAUCAUCCCCUGUGAAAUCAACACGUUUCCACCUAUAAGUAUAAGCAAAAUAAACUAGUCUAUAGUUUAUCUAUAGAACAUUCUUACGGGCAGUUUACCAUGACUAAGAAAUAAACUUACAUAAAACCAAAGCGGUUUACAUCCUAGUGUACUGUAGAAGGAUCUAUAUAUUAAAAGUGAGUAUUCAGGUAUUUGAACAUCUAAUGUUAUUUCUGACUAUAUGUAUUAUAAUUGUUAUUCUCUCUUUAAGAUCUUUAUACGUUAAACAAUACGGGCUAAAUAAACAGUAGAGCAUGA
This is a messenger RNA of Patella vulgata (common limpet), 6699 nucleotides long. RefSeq names its product dual specificity calcium/calmodulin-dependent 3',5'-cyclic nucleotide phosphodiesterase 1A. Bases 711 to 2822 code for a protein of 703 amino acids. The transcript is spliced from 18 exons. NCBI's taxonomy places the organism in Eukaryota, Metazoa, Mollusca, Gastropoda, Patellidae. Gene Ontology annotation, biological process: signal transduction. The record is from RefSeq and is a predicted model, not a curated record. Gene Ontology annotation, molecular function: 3',5'-cyclic-AMP phosphodiesterase activity.